AUGCCUCCUGACCCGUCCAAGCCCAACAACGAGGCGAACCUAGCCGUCGCGGACUUCGAGCGCGUGGGUCUCGAGGUGUUCGGCUAUAUCUCCAACGCCGAGCACGACACGCAUUGCUUCGUGCUCAAGGACGACCGGAGGGCGCGUUUGGUGGUGGCGUUUCGUGGCGCGGUCUGCAGAAGGUCCUGGAUGAACAGACUCAGGUUCACGCAGACGGAGUUCAACCUCGACGUGAUGAUGCCAGUGGGCCGAGAGGCCGAAGUGCCAAAGGUGCUCGCCGAAGAGGUCAUGGACCCCUGGCCGGGGGCGGAAUCAGCACCCCUCGCCGCUCAAGUCCGUGGCAAUUACACCGCGACCGGUAUGUCCGCUGCCGCCGCCGCCGCCGCCGGGGGGCGAGAAAACUCUGAGAGCGCUGUGCCCCAGGGGCAUUGUUUACCCCGCACUUCUGCACACCCUGCCGAUGCGGGCUCUUUGGAGAAAAACACCGUUGCCGUCCCGACGUCCCCGUCCUUGUCUACCCUGAACGGCGGCGGCGACGUCAAGAACGACGACGACCACGACGACGACCACAACGUUCUUGGGAGUACGACGCUGACGCCGGCAACGGCGGUCGGUUCGCACCCGGCGCGGGGAAGAUUUUUCUUCCCAAAGAGCGCCAGCAACAUCAGUCGUUCCAUGGACGAUGCCGCUUGGGCCGGCAACGCCAUCAACCGCGGCGGCGGGACGACUUCGGACGCUUCGCCUGAUUGCCCCGCUGUUUUUGCUCCCUCGUCCACCGUAGUGAAACGUUUAACGCGGAGCAGAAGCAGCAGCGCAGGAGCGGCAUCGAGAGAAACGCCCGGCGGUGUCGGCGACGGACUGGAGCUCGACAAGAAGGGGGCCACCACGACGCCUCCGAGUGCACCACCCCCGUACGUCCGACCGGCGAACGCCUCAAGCCCGUCGGCCGCCGCCGAUGGCGGCCGCGACGAUGGCGGCGGCGACGGCAACGGGGACUACGGCGACGGGGGUGGCGGUGGCGGCGGCGACCGUCGGCGAAAGGACGGAGACCAGAGGGGGAACACGGGCAGGCGCUGGAUCCGCAGGCUGUUGAGGACGGCGUCGUCUAUCGGGGCCUCGUCUUUCGGCGGCGGCGAUUCUCCCAUGUGGAGCUCCGACUUCGAGAGUGAGGACGCCGAGGGCAAGGAGGAGGACGAGGAGGACGAGGAGCGUUGGGGCGGGAGAGGAAGAGAAGGCGGCGGGGCGGGGGGAGGACAUAAAGAGGUGGGGGAGCGAGCCGCGUGGCAAGGAGCGAAGGUCGUCGACGCUGCUGCCGGAGAUGCGGAGACGAGAGGGAAAAAGGAGGUGGAGAACAGCGAGGCGAACGUGAAACGAGUGUCUUUUCGUGGGUCUUGUCUUAUUAUAGUAGAAGGGGUGGGCGUUGGGUACGAGGAGAUGGAGGACGCAUUGCCCGCCGCAGCCGCACAACCAGCACAGACAGGCGACUCCUUGAGAGACGCAGAGGAGGGGGUGACGGGGGGACGAGAUGUCUCUCACAGCAGGCAGGUCCACGGGGCCGGGCUUAGCGGGGGCCCCGUUUUGAACAAGUGCCUGAGGGGGAGGGUGCACACCGGAAUCUGGGACUCGUACGAGGCGGUGCGGGAGGAGGUGCACGUGGCCGUCCGUAAGGUCGUGGUUGGUUGGCUGCUGAGCGAGGAGCACGCCCCCGACGCUAUCCAGCUCUACGUGACCGGGCACUCCAUGGGGGGGAGUCUCGCCGCACACUGCGCGAUGGAUCUCAAGAUGUACACGGUGGACAAGAUUCACGCUCGCCUCGGAGACUUCGCAAGAAGGCGCCGCGCUCUUCGGGACCGCGUCGUCUACCGGUCGCUCUCACGGCCCCCUGUCGGGGAGGACCAGCAGCAGCAGCAGCAGCAGCAGCAGCAGCAGCAGCAGAGGGAACGGCGAGACGAGGGACCCGGGAAAACCACGGCCGAUGACGAUAGCGCUGCUGCUGCCGGUACUGCCGCGGCCACGAUUGGCGAAGAAGCCAGCGUCGUCGCCUCACCCGCCGCCGUCCGCGGAGACGACGGCGACGACAGGAGGACGGGGGUAACCUACCCCACGCUGGAGUCAUGCGCCACGCCCGGAGCCUUCCUGUCGUUGGAGACGCCCAUGUCCUCGCGGCGGGGCACGGCGGCGAUGGAACCGCUGGCGUCGGUGUCGUCGAAGUCGGGACCGCGGCCGGUUCAUGAGGGGAAGAACAACGGCGGCGGCGGCAACAAGGCCUAUUCCUCAUCCUCUUCCUCCUCUUCCGACGAAGAUGGAGGUGAUGGCCGCCGCCACCGCCGCAGCAGCAACCGCGGCAGCGGCACGCCCGGAGGGGCAACGUCGAACCCCCCAGGCCUCGACGGGAACCCUUCCGCCGCCGCCGCCGCCGCCGCCGUGGCAUCCCCACCGCCGCCCGACUCAUCCUGCGGCAGCCGUUCCCGGCGGUCCUUCUCGCGGGAAGGUAUACGGGCGGCGGAGGUGCCCGCAGUGGUCGGUGACACCGGCGGCGGCGACGGCGGCGGAAGGAGAGAAGACGCCCUGGGCGAGGGGGGCGAUGGAGAGGACCGGCGGUCUAGGGGAGAGGUUGAGCUAAGCCUGUUCUCGUUCGGGGCCCCGCGGGCGGGCAACCCGCGCUACGCGGCUAGGUACAACGCCGCCGUGCCGCGCAGCUUCCGGAUCGUGGUGGACGGUGACCCUGUACCGGGGUUACCCACCUGGCGGUACGGGCACGCGGGAACCAAGGUUUUGAUCGACGGUCGAGGGAGAGGCCCGCUCGUUCUGGACCCCAGCCUGGCGGAGCAGAGGGUCUUCCCUCGAUCAGAGCGGAGGCGCUACGUGCACCACCAUGACACCGGACGGUACCGGCAGGGGCUCCGCGGCCGGUUGCUGGAGGCGGUCCUCCCCGAGGUGGCAGCAGGCCUGCCCAACCACUGGCCGUUCGCACCCCCGGCCUCCGGCCCGGUCGCCACCGCCUUGUCCACCGGAAACACGGAGGAGGACACCCCUGCCGCCGCCGCCGCCGCCGCCUCCUUCGCAACAGCCAACGAUCCCGUCGAGGUUAACGGCGGCGGCGGCGCCUCCACCGACGAGGCUAACGUGGACCUGGAGACCGGUGGGGGGCACGGCUACGCUGACAACGGCCGCGGGGGCGGCUUCGCGGAAGGGGGGAAGAGCAACGGGAUGCCGGGGGCUCCGCUAUCCACCCCCGCUUGGGGGGUGUCGUUCGACGAAGGCGUUGGCAGCGGUCAUGGCCGCGGGAAGGUUGGGACGCCCGACGACAGGGGGAGAGGGGCGGCGAUAGCGGCGGCCAAGCUGACGCCCGGCUCCAUUCCCUACUUCUCUAGCUUCGACAGCGGCAGCAGGCACAGCAGCGACAGUGACAGCAGCGGCGGCGGCGGCGGCGAGGUCGUCGACGAAGCAGCGGGGGAAGGGACACGGCAAGAAGAGAAGGAGAAAAAAGAGGAUAAGCAGAUGGAAUGAAAAGGUGGUCUGCAAGGGUAGUUGGGUCCAUCAAGAGUCACAGCAGCAGCCGUAGCGGAGGUUGCGUCAGCCGUAGCAGAAGCACCGACGACGACGUGCUUUAGUAUUGGCGGUUAUUUGGUGAAACGGGGGGGGGGGGGGGGGGGGGGGGGGGGGGGGGGGGGGGGGGGGGGGGGGGGGGGGGGGGGGGGGGGGGGGGGGGGGGGGGGGGGGGGGGGGGGGGGCGAGAGGAGGCGGGAGAGACCAAGAGUUUUGUCUGUGGGGUUUGGAUUUGCUUGUCUCGGCACCGGUCACAGCAGCAGCAACAGCAGCAACAGCAGAGGGUGCAACCAAGCCAGAGCGAGAACGACGCGUAUUGCCAUUCCUGUCGAUGUGUUCCUGUUUGCCAUUGGUUCGCGUUGGUGAGGCGGGAUAGUUACAGGGAGGCAUCAGAUGGAGGCGGAGGCAAUACAAUCGGCGAAGAUGGAAGAACAGGCGGGCUGGCAUCGGGUUGAGAAAAUAGGGGGGAAGGGUCCGGGAGCUUUGCGUAUGCGAAGUAUAAGAAUUUCAACAACACAUGGAUACCGCUGUACAGGGCAGCAUUAGGGACAGCUCGUACGAAGGGAAAUCUACCUCCGUGCGCCGUUUAGCGUCAACUACUGUGAUGUUCACGUGUGGCGAGUACAACAGAGGGGAGAGGGUGACAAUCGAGAGCCUCCCCGAGUCGUACGUUGGGGGCGACCAAAAGAAACAGUAGAGUUCGGGAAAAGGAAACUUUCCGCUUGCCUCCCCCUGUGUUUCGGGCGGUGCCGAUACUCUUUGGAAUUCCCGCGCGAGCUGCUGUUGCCUCGUCGGCAAGAAGUCUACGCGUAUGAAGAGUGUUUUUGUUUGUGUGAAGGGGUGAUAGAUAAGGGGAGCCUGGUAUUUGCUCUCCAAGGAGGGUCGAAGAGAGUGAUGAGAUGAUGAUCAAGAUGGAGGUAAUUAAUCGUCUUGUGUACACGUUAUAUACAGUGUAAGUGUUGUUUUAGCCGUGUGUUCGUUACAAGUUUUGCCUUGAAAAAGUGUUUUCCUUGAAUCACCGUUUUGCCUUGUUUUUUUUUACGAAGUAUUUUUGGUUUUGGUCUCGUCCACUGUUGUUUUUUUUUGUUGUUUUUUCUCCCAUCAUUGGAUU
This is a messenger RNA of Ectocarpus sp. CCAP 1310/34, 4660 nucleotides long. The record is from the annotation of a GenBank genome assembly. NCBI's taxonomy places the organism in Eukaryota, Phaeophyceae, Ectocarpales, Ectocarpaceae.